AUGGUGACGACUAAGAGACUGGACAAAUUCCAGAUGGAUUUUGGACAAGUUGACAAGUUUUGCUUAUGGGCCAGAGGUCUGGAGGAGAGAGGAGGUAUUUGGACAGGGAGGGAAAGAAGGGCAACUCACAGUGCCAACGACGGUGUCACCAAAAGAGGAAAGCCUUUCCCCCUCCCAACCCUCCACAUCCCUCCGAAAUUUAAGGAAACAAAAUCCAAACCGAAACUCGCUGGGAAAAAACCCAGAGAAAGCGGAGCAGGACAGGCAGAAACGGGGGCACGAAGAGGACUCCCAGAGGGACAGGUAGUACUGGUGGUCGGCGGUGACCCAGGCGGGGCUCAGCACGGCCCCCAGGUGCAGACACAGCGCCAGGAAGAUGCCCACCAGCCCGACCAGCUUCAGCGGGGUCAGCACCGACACGCGCACCUCCUCCAUGCCGCUGCCCGCCGAAGCCAUGCCCGGAGUCCGACCGCCCCCGGAGCCCAGCAGCCGCGCCGCCGCGCCCCCGAGCGCGAGGACUCGCUCCCUCCGGGCUCCGCGCGCCUCCCGCCGCGCCGCGCAGCUGAGUCGGCUAGGGCGGCGGGCCGGGCGGGGGUCGUGGGCAGCCGCAGCGACGCCCACCCGCCCUGCCAGCGCCCGCUCCGCCUGGCCCCUUCGCAGGCUGCAGGAGGCAGUGCCCAGCGGGGAGGCGCCGUGUCAGGCACUGGCGGCCUGCCAGCCGAAUAGGGAGCGGGUCCCCUUCUCACGUGAUCUCACAUAAGUGGAAUCGCGUAUUUGUCCUAGUGUGUCUUGCUUAUUUCUCUUACCAUGUUGUUUUUAAGGUUCAUCCCUGUUGUAGCAUGUAUCAGGAUUUCAUUCCUUUUUAAGGCUGAAAAAUAUUCCGUUGUGCAACCGUUCCCGGGGGGAACUGUGGAUGGAUACACUUUAACACCCCCAGUGACUGAGAGGAAAGAUAGUACUGAACCCUAUAUGUACUUUUCUUACAUAUACAUACCUAUGAUAAAAUCUGUCAAUGAGGCGCAGUUAUGAGAUUAACAAUAAAGUGUGACAAUUAAUACACUUAAAUAAAAGU
This is a messenger RNA of Manis javanica (Malayan pangolin), 1072 nucleotides long. The record is from RefSeq and is a predicted model, not a curated record. Lineage: Eukaryota; Metazoa; Chordata; Mammalia; Pholidota; Manidae.